AUGAAGGAAAUGGAACAAGACUACGAGCAUACGGUGGAACACUACAAGAACGAACUAUCCAGCCUUAAAGCACGUCUGGCGGUGGCAGAUCAGAAGUUGAAGCAGUUUGAACAGACCACCGACAGAACCCGGACGAUGGAUUUAACCAUUUCACCCGUCGUGAAAAGCGAACCAUUGUCUUCAGGCAUCGAUGAAAGCGUCAAAGUGGAAGAAAACGGGACCACGGGGGUAGGACGUCGAAGGCAACCAAAGAGAGCUCGACGGGGGCGAAAGCUGGAGCCCAAAAAUGCUGACUUGCGGGUAGUAUGCCAUUGA
Messenger RNA from Exophiala mesophila, 315 nucleotides. RefSeq lists its product as uncharacterized. The transcript has a single exon. The record is from RefSeq and is a predicted model, not a curated record. Lineage: Eukaryota; Fungi; Ascomycota; Eurotiomycetes; Chaetothyriales; Herpotrichiellaceae. The coding region runs from base 1 to 315 and encodes 104 amino acids.